GAGAGCCAGUUAAAAAUUGUGGGUAGCUGCAAAACAGUUCACUUCCAGCAGUUCAGCCAUUUUGAGUCAUGACUACUGUUAAGUGGGUCUUGUCCGUUCUUUUUCUUCAAACAUGUUUGACAGGGAUAGUAAUGAGUGGGAAUGUGCUGGUCUGGCCCGUAGAAUACAGCCACUGGAUGAAUCAGAAAUGCAUUGUGGAGGAGCUGGUUAAUAGAGGUCAUAGCGUAACGGUACUGAUUCAUACUGCAACACAGAGCAUUAACUACAACCAAACAGCCCGGUAUCACUUUGAAGUGUUUGAUGUGCCUUUUACAAAACAAUCUGCAGUGGACAUAUUGGAUGAGUUUAUAUUUUUCUCGAUUUAUGAGUCAUCAUCUUCAUCAUUUAUUCAGCAGUAUCUGAGACUUAGAGAUAUGAUUAUAAGAUGUUCAAUUCUAAAUAAGCAGGUGUGUGAUGGUGUCUUCCUAAACAAGGAUCUGCUGGAUAAACUUAAAAGAUCCCAGUUUGACGUCAUUCUCUCAGACCCAAUGACUCCAUGUGCUGAGCUCAUAGCAGAAAGACUUGGGCUCCCAUUCAUCUAUACAUUGAGAUUCUCUUUCGCCAGUACAAUGGAGAGGCUGUGUGGACAGCUACCGGCUCCCCCUUCUUUUGUUCCAGCUAUCACUCUGCAGUACACUGACAGAAUGACCUUUGUGGAGCGACUCUAUAAUCUGCUGUUUUAUGUGAUACAGGACUUGUUCUUUUAUGAAUGGACAUAUUCAUACUGGGAUUCAUACUACAGUGAGGUCACAGGGAGACCAACAACUUUCUGUGAAUCCAUGGGUAAGGCUGAUAUGUGGCUGAUAAGAACCUACUGGGAUUUUGAAUAUCCUAGACCAUUUCUUCCAAACUUCCAGUUUGUGGGAGGACUUCAUUGUCGACCGGCAAAGCCAUUACCUGAGGAAAUGGAAAAGGUUGUACAGAGCUCUGGAGAUCAUGGCAUUGUGGUGUUUUCCCUCGGCUCAAUGGUUAAGAAUCUAACCAGAGAAAAGGCUAAUUUGAUUGCUUCUGCUCUAGGGCAAAUACCACAGACGGUUCUAUGGAGGUACAGUGGAGAGAAGCCAGAAACCUUGGCUCCGAACACCAGAGUUUAUGACUGGAUUCCUCAAAAUGACCUGCUUGGUCAUCCGAAGACCAAGGCUUUCAUUACCCACGGUGGUACCAAUGGGAUCUAUGAAGCGAUAUACCAUGGCAUCCCAAUGAUUGGUAUCCCGCUGUUUGCUGACCAGCCGGACAACAUGGUCCACAUGGAGGUGAAGGGGGCUGCUGUGGUGUUGAAUUUCAAUCAAAUGAAAACCCAAGAUUUAGUUGAUGCCCUGUACAAUGUGACACAAAAUAAAACAUACAAAGAAAAUGCCAUGAGGUUAUCGAGAAUUCAUCAUGAUCAGCCGAUGAAACCCCUGGACAGAGCUGUAUUCUGGAUUGAGUUUGUAAUGCGUCACGAAGGAGCCAAGCAUUUAAGACCUGAAGCCCACAACCUGACUUGGUACCAGUACCACUGUUUGGACGUCAUAGGCCUAUUACUGGCAUUUGUAAUAGCACUUAUGUUUAUCAUUGUAAAAUCCUGCAGCUUCUGUUUCCGGAAAUGUUGCAAAAGACCAGAAAGGAAACACAAGAAGGAGUAAUUUGUUUUCUUCACUUGACCACUGAAUCACUUAUUAAAAUCUAAACACUUUGCUACAA
This is a messenger RNA of Acipenser ruthenus (sterlet), 1722 nucleotides long. Its product is annotated as UDP-glucuronosyltransferase 2A1-like. Bases 69 to 1664 code for a protein of 531 amino acids. Gene Ontology annotation, molecular function: UDP-glycosyltransferase activity. The record is from RefSeq and is a predicted model, not a curated record. The transcript is spliced from 7 exons. Lineage: Eukaryota; Metazoa; Chordata; Actinopteri; Acipenseriformes; Acipenseridae.